AUGCAUGCAGUACGUGUUGAAAAGGAAGGUACGUAUAAUCACCAGCUAAUUUAAUGUGGGGUUUAAUGUUUUCUUUAAAAUGUAAAGGUGUGUGUCAAGCGUCAGUGAUAUUUGGGGUAGGCAAAGAGAAAUAUCGAACUGACGUUGUCAAAGGCGACAAUCCAACUUGGAAUGAAGAAGGAGUUAUGUAAGUACUGUUGUCUUUUGUCAAUCUGGCGGUCAGAAUGUUCCAUUGUCUUUUCAUUGUUUUGAAAAUCCCACUGUUCUCAAUGCCAUCCAGUCAAGAUCCAGUGAUCAGAAUGUUCCAUUGUCUUUUCAUUGUUUUAAAAACCCCACUGUUCUCAAUGCCAUCCAGUCAAGAUCCAGUGAUCAGAAUGUUCCAUUGUUUUUUCAUUGUUUUAAAAAUCCUACUGUUCUCAAUGCCAUCCAGUCAAGAUCCAGUGAUCAGAAUGUUCCAAUGUCUUUUCAUUGUUUUGAAAAUCCCACUCAAAACGUCGUAGUUCUCCUUGUAUUUUUCAGGUAGUUGUAUCCCUAUCAAUCCGAAUUUUUCUCAUUAUGCAAAGGGCCUGUUACCUAUUGAUAAGCUCAAUAUUUUCCCUUAGCAAUGUAAGCAACCCGAACGCCUCUCUCGUCCUCACUGUGAUGGACCGUGAAGAUACAAUAGGAAAUAUAACUCUUCCAGUAAUCAAUCUUCCUUCUGCUGCGCACAAACGUCGCUGGCUUCCUCUGCAACGAAAACAUCAACAGACGUCAAGCGAUCUCUGUUUUGAUUGUUGGAUUACUCAAUUUAAAAAGGAAACUGUUUGGAAUAAGUUUAAUCCAUUUUUUUCAAGCGCUCCAAGGUAAGGAAACUAUACUAAAUACCUCGGUCAUUUCUAAACUGUUCUUCCUAGAGGUCCAGUAAGGGUCAUCUCUUAUUGAUCCAGUGUUACUACAGGAGGAGACCUAAACUAAACUAACUUUAUUAGUAUACUGGGUAGCUCUAUCAGUUCUAAACUGUUCUUUCUAGAGGUCUAGUAAGGAUCAUCUCUUAUUGAUCCAGUGUUACUACAGGAUGAAACCCAAACUAGACUAACGUUAUUUAUACUGGGUAACUUCUUUAUUUGUAGUCCACAAGAAAAGCGUCGCGAAUCAAUCGCUAGCGCGUCAACAGGCAUUCGAGGCUCAACUUCUACUCUAGAACUUUGCUCAAAAAGUUUAGAACAAGACAGACGUGACUCUGUACCUUAUGAUUCUAAAAGCAGACGGCUGUCUUCAGGAAAGACGACAAGUAGUACAGACCUCUCCGCACCUGUUCCUCCGCGAACGCCAUCCAUUGUUCCACAGGAGUCAUCGAUGCCAAGACCAAAGUUAUUACCGACGUUAGGAGCUGUCAUGUCUAUGAAAGGACCUCCUGAAAUAACUGGCAUCUCACCAAGGUGGUGGUUUUUUAUAUUUAUUUGUUUAUUAAACUUUGCCAAAACACGUAACAGAGCAACAAAUAGACAUCUAGACAACAAACCUAGACAAGAAUGGCAGGGACACCACGACAGUGUAAAUCAAUUACUGUGGGCCCUUAUAUAUGUUUGCAUAUAGCCUGAACGAAUGUCACAAUUCAUGAAGAAAACACAAAAGAAAUCAUGAGCGUGAAGGAGUUUGUAUAUCUGAUACAGAAUCAUGCUGAUUUACAUAAACGUUAAGUUCAAUUUUCUCACCAAAUAUCAUUCAUUUAUUUUUUCUCACCAAAUAUCAUUCAUUUAUUUUAAAUUGUUGAAGAAUACGAAUGUUCUCAUCAAGGCGUUUCACAAGACACAAGCCAUGUACAAUAUUCGCGAACGUGUUGUAAUGUCGGAUGUACAAACGCAGACGCAAAUUAAAUGUUGUAAACAGUACAGGUCACGGGUUCGAUUCCCACCGUGGUCAGCCGGACAAACUUUUCAGCUUGCCCGGUGUGGAUGCACACUCAGAGUAACAUCACAGGCAUCAUAUUCACCUUAGUACAUAACACCAACACACACAAGAAGUAUAAAAAAGUGUGAAGUAUUCAUAAGCAAUCUUUUAACAGAUUUGGACCGUCUCGUGGUGGAACAAAGAUUACCAUCCGUGGAUGUAACUUGGGUACCAAUACUGGCGACUUUCUUGGCUUCACCAUAUGUUCCGUUGACCAUCUCGACAGUUUAGAAUACCAUACACCAGCUAAACUGGUAUGCACCACACAACCCUGGGGUGGGAAGAAACCAAAUCCUGGCCCUAUUGUUCUCGUCACAAAAUCUGGAGGGCGCGGCGUCUCCACCAUUAAGUUUGAAUUUCAAGGUGAUCCUGUCGUACCUAAGAAGAAGAACUCGCUUGCGAAAGGAAAGGGUUCGUGAAGUUUUUUAUUUUUUCAUGGAAAACCAGGGAGAACAGUUUAGUACUCACAGAGCUAUCCAGUAUAAAUAAAGUUGGCUUAGUUUAGGUUUCCUCCUGUAGUAACACUGGAUCAAUAAGAGAUGAUCGUUACUGGACCUCUAGGGAGAACAGUUUAGGAGUGAUAAAGCUAUCCAGUAUAAAUAAAGUUAGUUUAGUUUAGGUUUCCUUUUGUGGUAACACUGAAUCAAUAAGAGAUGAUCCUUACUGGACCUCUAGGCAGAACAGUUUAGAACUGAUAGAGCUAUCCUAUAAAUAAAGUUAGUCUAGGUAAUGCUUGAUUUUUCUGUUCUCAGGCGAAAGUAACAAAAAAGAAACAAAGAAUACUAAAAAUGAAACUUCUAUCGAUGUGGAAAAACUUCGCCGAAAUGUCCAAGGUAGUAGACCGCUAUCAGGGGUGUUUGUGGCCCAGUAGUGAGCGACUGUGUCUUUCACCUGAGACAUUUGUGACCAGGGUACAAUAUGACUUGAAUUCAGCCUUACGUGGGAAGAGCGUUUUCAGGAAACAGUGCAGUCUGCAAGUUUUCGCCGGAUACUCUGGUUUCCUCCAGCAGUAACACUGGAUCAAAAUGGAAUAUUCCUUACUCUAGGAAGAAUAGUUUAGAAGUGAAAGAGCUUAGAAAAGAGCUAUAUUUAGUCAUUAUAUAUCUCUAUGUAGAUCUGACCAGUGAAAACCAGUCUCUAAGAAGCUACAUUGAUAAACUGAUGCUCGUACUGAUGGAGAAAUACCCGGACGCACUCGAGGCCACCAUGUCCAUUGAUUCAGAAAAAUGA
Paramuricea clavata is the source of this 3159-nucleotide messenger RNA. Lineage: Eukaryota; Metazoa; Cnidaria; Anthozoa; Malacalcyonacea; Plexauridae. The record is from the annotation of a GenBank genome assembly.